CACCAUGCCAACAUUCGGAUUAGUGUAAAACUGAAAUAACGGGUGUGAUUCUUUCAUUUUAGGCUUUAGCAAUGAAUACGUUAUUUGCGAUCGCUUUGGUGUUUGUUGGUUGCUGCAGUAAUGUUGUGUUUUUGGAACUUUUGGUUAGGGAUUUCCCAGGAUGUGGGAAUAUUGUCACUUUUGCCCAGUUUGCCUUCAUUGCACUUGAAGGGUUCAUCUUUGAGACAAACUUUGGACGCAAAAAGCCACACAUACCCCUCAGUAACUAUGUGAUCAUGGUGAGCAUGUUCUUUACGGUCAGCGUGAUCAAUAACUACGCUCUGAACUUUAACAUCGCCAUGCCCCUGCACAUGAUCUUCAGAUCAGGAUCUUUAAUAGCAAACAUGAUCCUCGGUAUUAUCAUCUUGAAGAAAAGAUAUUCGGCGAGUAAAUAUCUCUCCAUCGUGCUGGUGUCUUUGGGCAUUUUCAUUUGCACUAUUAUGUCGGCCAAACAAGUGCAUGUUGAAAAAGGGGCCACAGAGGAAGAUGGUUUUUAUGCCUUCAUGCAUUGGAUUCUGGGGAUCGCCAUGCUGACGUUCGCCUUGCUGAUGUCUGCAAGAAUGGGUAUUUUCCAGGAAACUCUGUAUAAGGAGUAUGGCAAACACUCCAAGGAGGCUUUGUUUUACAAUCACUGUCUGCCUUUACCGGGAUUCCUCCUGCUGUCAACAGACAUCUACAGACACGCCGUGCUCUUCAGCCAGAGCUCUCCAGUGGAAAUCCCUGUGAUUGGUCAGUCUGUGCCAGUCAUGUGGUUAUACCUUCUGAUGAAUGUCAUCACCCAAUACGUGUGCAUCCGCGGCGUCUUCAUUCUGACCACAGAGUGUGCAUCGCUCACCGUUACUCUGGUGGUGACGCUUCGCAAAUUCCUGAGUCUCAUUAUCUCCAUCCUGUAUUUCAAUAAUCCCUUCACAGCUUGGCACUGGGUCGGCACGGCCGUGGUGUUCCUGGGAACACUGCUCUACACAGAAGUCCUCUCCAGCAUUCGUGUCGCAAUGAAAGGAGAGAAAGCUGACAAGAAGGCAGAGUAAAUUAUGGAAGCCCUUGUAUGCCACAAAAUACAAAAAUGUAUUUGACUCUUUUUCUCACAGUAAUGACUCUUUUGUCAAAAUUGUGAGUUAAAUGUCAAAAAUUUGAGAAAAAUGUCAGAAUUGAGAGAUUCAAAUUUGGAAUUCUGAGAAGAAAGUCAAAAAUUGGCUUUUUAAUUUUUUUUAAAAUUCCGUGUUGGAUAGAAGCUUUCAUAGUAAAUUGUGUAAAGGAAGUGUAAUACCUCUUUAGCUUUGUAUAAGUGUGUUUUGUUGGUGUGUGUCCCAUCACUAUUCAUUUUAAAGUUAUUCACUGUGGACGGAUGAGCACUUGAGGUACAUUUGGCCAUUUUUAUGAGCUGCUUUUGAGCCAAGUGUGUGUAAGAUAGAGCGUUUGCCUGCCAGAUUUUACCAUGUGUGACCUGUUUCAGUAUCUAGGUCUGUUUUUGCAGAAAUAGACACUUUUAUUUUAUUCCUGGCACCACAUUUACUAACAUAAUGGUCCAUUUUUGCUAGUUUUGUUAGCAUGUUCAGGACUUGCAGCUAUUUUUAAUAAGUGUUAAUGUUUACUACAAGUUAGUGGUAUUUAUUUAUUUUCCAUUUUUAAACACAGCCGGUUUUAGUAAGUCAGUAAAUAUGUUGGCCCACUUACAUGUGUCUUUAUUCAGGUGAUAUGAUAAAGUAAGACAGACUUCGAACGGUAAUGCACCUUCUACUAAGGUUUCAGUCAGGUUAAGGCAAAUACUGUAGAAAACAACUGCCAAUAUUGUCAAAAAUAUCUACACUUAUGUCCAUGAGGCUGGAAUUUGUAAUUUGGCAUGGAUUUGUGUAAGAUGUUUAUUUAUUUAUUUUUAUUACCAGCUAACACAAACCGACCUCAUAAACUGAAGGAAAUCAUCUCUUUUGUGCAGUUCUUUCAAUCUCAUCUGCAUUUUCUGCACAA
This is a messenger RNA of Carassius carassius (crucian carp), 2004 nucleotides long. It is a transcript of the gene slc35b4, whose product is annotated as solute carrier family 35 member B4. The record is from RefSeq and is a predicted model, not a curated record. Gene Ontology annotation, molecular function: UDP-N-acetylglucosamine transmembrane transporter activity; UDP-xylose transmembrane transporter activity. Bases 72 to 1067 code for a protein of 331 amino acids. Gene Ontology annotation, cellular component: endoplasmic reticulum membrane; Golgi membrane. NCBI's taxonomy places the organism in Eukaryota, Metazoa, Chordata, Actinopteri, Cypriniformes, Cyprinidae. The transcript has 10 exons. Gene Ontology annotation, biological process: transmembrane transport.